AUCCAUUCGUAAUUACAAUUUAAUUAUUUAUCCGUCAUGAUGAACGAAGUGCAAACAAUAAAAACCUUCUUUGAUUCGCAUCAAGUGCUUCUAUCCUUGGAAUGGCUUGAAAGUUGUAUUCAGUGGUGUAGAUCUGAACUCUUAGGACCUAAUUACGCGAUUACCGAUUUGCAGUUUAAAGUUUACGAACAAUGGUUGCUGCUGGACUUAAGAGAAGUAGAAUUAAAGGCUCUUCCCCCAAAUAUUUCGACCCAAAAGAAGUAUACAUUAAAUGGAAUAUAUUCCUUGCAAGUUAUAAAGAUUGUGGACAUAUCAAAGCCAAAGUUAUGGCAAAUACAAAAAAUUAGAAAUACCAAUGCGUUGUCAAGAAAUCAAGAGAAGGAUAAUGAGGAGGCUGGUAUAGGAAAAAGGGUUCUAUUGGUCACAAUGACAGAUGGAGUGCAAGAAAUCGAAGGUAUGGAAUAUAAACCGUUGCCGGCGCUGAACAUAAACAGUAGGCCUGGCAUAAAGGUAAGGUUAAUGGGGCCUAUAACGGUGAGGAGAGGUCGGUUGAUGUUGGAGCCGCAGCAUAUUAAAGUUCUUGGUGGAGAGGUGGAGGAAAUUGUUGUUUCCAACGCUGCAGAAAAUAUUUUGGCCAGGGCUUUGGGGUUGCCGGAAAAUCCUACACCAACUGUUAUAGAUGAGAGUAUUCUUACCGCUAAUACUGAUAUAUUCAAUCAAAGUGCCAACAAAAAUACUCCUAAACCUUUUACAGCAACUAAUUUUAAUAAAACAAACACUAAUAUACCCAAGAAUACUUCAAACCAGAAGAAAAUUGAGGAUGAUUUUCCCAAUGAUGCUGAAAUGAACGAUUUUAUGCUUGAUCAAGAAAUGGAUAUGUUAAUGGAGGCUGAAAGGGACAUGGAAAGGAGCACCAAAACUAAAAUACCACCACAAAGAAAAGUUAAGACACCAGACAUGUUUGAUGAUGAUUUUGAAGAUUUCAAUGAAGAAGAGAUAAUAAAAAACGCCAUCAAAAUCAAAACAAGUCAAAAAUCAACAAAAACACCUCAAAAACAAACUAAAACAACUAAAAAACCUGCACAACUGUCACAAACUCUACAAGAAGAAAUCCAAAACAAUUUCGACGAUCUGAACGACCUCUUUGAUGACGUUUUCGGUGAUUUUAACAUUGAUGUUCACCUGGACCAAGCUGAAAUUUUAAAUAUAAAAAAACUGCACGAAUUCUUUAGGGACAAAAAGUUUGGCACUUUCAAGGUUAAAGCCAAGUUUAAUUCCAUUGUGAAGAAGUUAACUGUAGCAAAUGACGAGCUGCACUUGGUCAUCAAAAUUGAGGAUUCAACAGGUGACAUCUCAGUCAGGGUGCAUAGUAAAAUAAUUGCAGGAUUUGCUGGCUAUACUCCUGCAGCUUUUAUGGCUUUAAAGGAGAAUGUCACCAAGAAGGAUGAAAGUGCAACUUUAAAAGUCAUUAAGGCUCUAAAAGAAAUAAAAAAUAAACUGAUCAAGUUGGAGGGUACUUUAGAAAUUAAAUUAGAAAAUAAUGUGACUGAUCCAAUUUUAAUAGAAAUUUUAUAGGGUAAGAAUUUUAAAUACCAGAUUGUGUUUGUAUUUCCCUUUAAUUUAUUUAUGUUAAAAGAUCUGUUCAUAGGCAAGUUUAAAUGUUGUACAUAGAGUUUGUUUAUAUUUUUA
Brassicogethes aeneus is the source of this 1689-nucleotide messenger RNA. Lineage: Eukaryota; Metazoa; Arthropoda; Insecta; Coleoptera; Nitidulidae. The record is from the annotation of a GenBank genome assembly.